AAGUUGUUAAUGAAGUCCUUGAAACUUCAUAUAAGACUUAUUUUAAGGGACCAUGGAGCAAUUGGAAAAAAGUUCCCAUAGAAGCACAAGGAAUAUGGUGGAAGGCCUUUAAGACUAAGUUCUCUUGGGAUCCUUCGAUGGCUAUACUGGUAAAGAAAGGAUGGCGACAAAAGUGUUCUAGGCGGCUUUCGGGUGUAGUGUGUAAGAUGUUUAGAACAAAAGGCUACCGUGCUAAAUGGUGUCACCCAAGAAUUAGGAAACGACUUGCAGCGUUGAGAGCAACUGAAGCCUUCAAAAAGAAAUCUGAUCAAUGUUCUAUUAACAGAAAGAAGCCCGGAAAAGCAACUCUUAUCCAUUGCUAAGGAUCUAAAUCAUCUGAGCAAGUUAGGAUUGAACUGGAGAAAAAGUUGAUGCGUCCGCCUACUCCAUCCGAGGUGUAUUACAAAGGCCAUGCUAAAGAGAAUGGUGAAUUCGUGGACGAGACGUCACGAAAAGUUUGGGCUGAUUUUCAAAGCAAAAAAUCUAACAACUUGGAGGAUGAGAAUCCUAAAACAGAGAACGAGUUAUUUUUGGAAGCCUUAGGUGGAUGGAAGAAUGGGAGAGUGUAUGGUCUUGGAAAUGCUAUUGACAACUUUUAUGUGAAACCAAACAACGACCCAAGUUUCAAGAAAGUGCGGAAUGAGCUAGUGACUAAUUUGACAAGUAAUGUUGAACUACUCUCUUCGAAAAAUUUGGAACAAGCGAAGGAGAUUGAAGAAACAAAGGUGGUCCUAGAUGAAACAACAACAAAGCUCAAUGAAACAGAAAAAAAGUUUGAUGAAACAACAAGACAACUUAAAGAAACAACAGAUGCUAUGAAGGCUAUGCAAGCUCAGAUUCUUUUCCUAACUGAAAAUGUCAUUUUACGCCAACCUUGAAUGCUGAUUAUCAGAAGAAAUUGCAUGGCUUUGUGUUAUUUUUGGCUUAUUGAUUGGAACACAUUUGGACGAUUAGUUUAGCGUAGAGUUUUUUUUUUCUUUUCUAGUGAAAGCAGGUAAACAAAUAUAUAUUGCAAAUUAUGCAAUUAUGUCAUUUAGGGGAUUACAGGUUAUAUAUUGCAUAUAUAUGCAAUUUU
Messenger RNA from Spinacia oleracea (spinach), 1114 nucleotides. RefSeq lists its product as uncharacterized. Bases 411 to 917 code for a protein of 168 amino acids. The record is from RefSeq and is a predicted model, not a curated record. NCBI's taxonomy places the organism in Eukaryota, Viridiplantae, Streptophyta, Magnoliopsida, Caryophyllales, Amaranthaceae. The transcript is spliced from 4 exons.